Messenger RNA from Terrapene triunguis (Three-toed box turtle), 3722 nucleotides. RefSeq names its product phosphofurin acidic cluster sorting protein 1 (gene PACS1). Gene Ontology annotation, molecular function: transmembrane transporter binding. Lineage: Eukaryota; Metazoa; Chordata; Testudines; Emydidae. The coding region runs from base 54 to 2645 and encodes 863 amino acids. Gene Ontology annotation, biological process: protein localization to plasma membrane. The record is from RefSeq and is a predicted model, not a curated record. The transcript is spliced from 24 exons.
CCCUCACCCCUGGCGGGGCGGCCCCGGGCGGGCCGGCGGGGCGCCCGGUGCAGAUGAACCUGUACGCGACCUGGGAGGUGGAUCGCAGCUCGCCCAGUUGCGUGCCCAGGUUGUUCAGCUUGACCCUGAAGAAGCUUAUCAUGUUGAAGGAGAUGGACAAGGACCUAAACUCGGUGGUGAUCGCUGUGAAGCUGCAGGGCUCAAAGAGGAUCCUGAGAUCCAAUGAGAUUGUCCUGCCGGUCAGCGGACUUGUAGAAACAGAGCUUCAGCUGACCUUCUCGCUACAGUAUCCCCACUUCCUGAAGCGAGAUGCCAACAAACUGCAGAUCAUGCUGCAGAGAAGGAAGAGAUACAAAAACCGGACCAUCCUGGGCUACAAGACUCUGGCUGUUGGGCUCAUCAACAUGGCUGAGGUCAUGCAGCACCCCAGUGAAGGAGCUCUGGUGCUUGGACUCCACAGUAACGUGAAGGACGUAUCUGUGCCCGUUGCUGAGAUUAAAAUCUACUCUCUGUCCAGCCAGCCAAUCGACCACGAAGGGCUCAAGUCAAAACUGUCCGAUCGGUCCCCCGACAUCGACAACUACUCGGAAGAGGAGGAGGAGAGCUUCUCCUCGGAGCAGGAGGGCAGCGACGAUCCCCUACAUGGACAGGACUUGUUUUACGAAGACGAGGAUCUCCGGAAGGUGAAGAAAACGAGGAGGAAACUGGCCUCGGCCUCGGCGGUCACUCGGCAGCCAAAUAUAAAGCAGAAGUUUGUGGCGUUACUGAAGAGGUUCAAGGUGUCGGACGAGGUUGGCUUUGGCCUGGAGCACGUCUCCAGGGAGCAGAUCCGAGAGGUGGAGGAGGACCUGGACGAGCUGUACGACAGCCUGGAGAUGUACAACCCCAGCGACAGUGGCCCAGAGAUGGAGGAGACGGAGAGCAUCCUCAGCACGCCCAAGCCCAAGCUCAAGCCUUUCUUCGAGGGAAUGUCUCAGUCCAGCUCCCAGACAGAAAUUGGAAGCCUUAACAGCAAGGGGAGCCUGGGCAAAGAUGCCACCAGCCCGAUGGACGCAGCCGUCGGGGACAAGUUGAAACCUUCGCGGAGUAAAAACCUGGACGACAGCCUCAGCGAAAUAGACACCCUGGAAGCAAGCGAACAGGACACGUUCGGAGACUCCAGCACCAUGUUAAUCAUCCCCGAAAAAGUCAAGACACCCAUGAAGAGCAGCAAGGGGGAGCUUCAGAGCAUGGCAUCACCCAGCAAAAUGGAAGGUGCAGCGCACACGCCCCGGCAGAAGAGAAGCACCCCGCUGAAGGAGAGACAGCUCUCCAAGCCCCUGAGCGAACGGACCAACAGCUCGGACAGCGAGAGGUCCCCGGACCUGGGCCAUAGCACACAGAUUCCUCGCAAGAUUGUCUAUGACCAGCUGAACCAGAUCCUGGUGUCGGACACGGCCCUCCCCGAGAACAUCAUCCUGGUGAAUGCGGCCGAUUGGCAAGGCCAGUAUGUGGCCGAGCUGCUCCGGGACCAGAAGAAGCCAGUCGUGUGCACAUGCUCCACCGUGGAAGUACAGGCCGUCCUGUCCGCUGUACUCACCAGGAUCCAGAGAUACUGCAACUGCAACUCCUCCGUGCCGCGGCCCGUGAAGGUGGUGGCUGUGGGGGGGCAGAGUUACCUCAGUGCCAUCCUCCGUUUCUUUGUGAAGCAGCUGGCGAACAAGACCCCAGACUGGCUUAGCUACAUGCGGUUCCUCAUCGUCCCGCUGGGCUCCCACCCCGUAGCCAAGUACCUGGGCUCGGUGGACAGCAGGUACAGCUGCACGUUCCUGGACUCCGCCUGGAGGGAGCUGUUUGGCAGGGCUGAGGCCCCCGGGACAGAGCCGUUCGAUGUGGUGGGCCGCAUCGUGCAGUAUGUGGGCGGAGCCAGCACGACCCACCAGCUGCCUGUGGCCGAGGCCAUGCUGACUUGCAAGCAUAAGUUCCCGGACGAAGACUCCUAUCAGAAGUUCAUUCCUUUCAUCGGGGUGGUUAAAGUGGGCCUCAUCGAAGAUUCCCCUGCAGCCACAGGAGAUGGAGACGAUGCGCCCGUGGUCAGCCUGACGGUUCCCUCCACGUCCCCCCCCUCUUCCUCCGGCCUGGUGAAGGACGUCUGUGCCACCCCCCCAUCCUCGCCGUCCAUGAGCAGUGGGCUCGCUGUCGUGGGGUCCCCCAGCAGCCCCUACGGAGACGUCAUUGGCCUGCAGGUGGACUACUGGCUCGCCCAUCCCACGGAGCGCCGGAAGGAGGGCGAGAAGCGAGAUGCCAGCUCCAAGAACACCCUCAAGAGUGUCUUCCGCUCGGUGCAGGUGUCGCGGCUGCCCAGCGGCGGGGAGAGCCAGCCCUCGGGGACCAUGGCCAUGACAGUCGUCACCAAAGAGAAGAACAAGAAAGUCCCCACCAUCUUUCUGAGUAAGAAACCCAAAGAAAAGGAAGUGGAUUCCAAGAGCCAGGUGAUUGAGGGCAUCAGCCGGCUAAUCUGCUCUGCCAAGCAGCAGCAAACCAUGAUGAAAGUGUCCAUCGAUGGGGUGGAGUGGAGCGACAUCAAGUUUUUCCAGCUGGCCGCGCAGUGGCCCACGCACGUCAAGCACUUCCCUGUCGGACUCUUUGGCUCGAAGCCAGCGUGAUAGCGCCCGCCCUGCGGCCGGGCAGCGCCCACCUGCCAGGCCGAACCCUCAGCCAGCGUGAAGCCUCUUUGGCUACAUCCCACUCUCCUUACGUAACUGUGUUGGUAUGUUCUGCACUGGGAGGGCUGGAGGAGGGAGCACUCCAGUGCCAACCUGUCAUCCCCCCCAUCACCAGCUUUGUCUCCAGCUGCCACCGACCGCUUCCUCAUGCGUGUGCGUGUGUGUCUGUGUCUGUGUCUGGGCGGGCGCGUGCACCGCACUGGAUCCCCGUGCCCAGCAGGGAGGGACCCCAGCCGGCCCGAGACACGCUCCCACCUCCAGCCCGAAGCAGCCGUGGCUCACUGAACCGCCAAGCCAGGGAGUGCUUAGUGUGUGAGAAGGCUCUUGCCUGGCACAGCUGGCCAGCGGCUCUGCCGUCGCCUGUGGCCUACAUACCCCUAACCCCCUGCUGUAGCCCUUCUCCAAAAGCACAAGCAGCCAGGCCACGGGCUGGGUCCCCACUGCCAUCUGCCCUGGCAUAGCAUGUGGGCACAGGGGCCCUUCCAGCACAGCCUGCCCCCUCCUGUAGGCAGUGGGCACUCGCUGAUGCCCAGGGCCACUGCACUCCAGGCAACGUGUUCGCAAGCGGAGGAGAGCCCUGGUGUGUGAUGCUGCAGCUGUUCUAGCCACUGGUGGCUUUGUGUCUAGCUGGAAGAUGAGCCCAUGAGGGGAGCCCCCUGCUGGUGAAGCCAGAGAUGGGGGCAGUGGGGUUUGGAGGUGGGGGAGGGGUGUCUGCCUUUCCUGGCCUGCAGCAGGGGCGUGCUCCGACCUCCAGCUGUGUGUAACCAUCCCCUGGGCACUCGUGUUUGUCUCUAUCCUAAAUGUUUGCCAAGACCUAGUUGCUUAAAUUUAUCCCUGCCCCACUGCAUCAGCCCCCCCCCCCCCCCGUGUCUGUCACCUUUGCCACAUCACGCUGCCUCGCCAGGCACCACAGGACAGCAAACCCAUAUGCCAGAGCAACCAGCUCUCAGUCGCUGCAGGCUUGGCUUUCCCACUGCCCCUCCCCCCAUCCCACGCUCAGCUCUGCCCUGCCCCAUG